GAUGGCGACGGCGGCCGCAACAUCGACUUCAGAAGCGGAGGCUGAGCCCAAGGCCGGGCCCACCGCAGAGGGCGAGGAGGAUGACGUUAAGACGGCUAGGACGAGGAGGAAGGUGUUAUCGCGGGCCGUGGCCGCUGCGACAUACAAGGCGGUGGAGCCGGGGUGGGACCAGCCGGAGGAAGGUGCGAGUGAGAGCGAUGGGGACGAGGAGUACGCCAUGGCUUCCUCCGCGGAGAGCUCCCCCGGGGAGUACGAAUGGGAGUAUGACGAAGAGGAGGAGAAGAACCAGCUGGAAAUCGAGCGGCUGGAGGAGCAGCUAUCUAUCAACGUCUAUGACUACAACUGCCAUGUGGACCUGAUCCGGCUGCUCCGGUUGGAGGGGGAGCUUACCAAAGUGAGGAUGGCUCGCCAGAAGAUGAGUGAGAUCUUUCCUUUGACUGAAGAGCUCUGGCUGGAGUGGCUGCAUGACGAGGUCAGCAUGGCUCUGGACGGCCUGGACAGAGAGCACGUGUACGACCUCUUUGAGAAAGCUGUGAAGGACUAUAUUUGUCCUAACAUUUGGCUAGAGUAUGGCCAGUACUCAGUCGGCGGAAUUGGUCAGAAAGGUGGCCUUGAGAAAGUCCGCUCUGUGUUUGAAAGGGCGCUCUCGUCAGUUGGCUUACAUAUGACCAAAGGACUCGCCAUCUGGGAGGCUUACCGGGAGUUUGAAAGUGCCAUUGUGGAAGCUGCCCGGCUGGAGAAAGUCCACAGUCUCUUCCGGCGACAGCUGGCGAUCCCACUCUAUGAUAUGGAGGCCACAUUUGCAGAGUAUGAAGAGUGGUCAGAAGACCCAAUACCAGAGUCGGUGAUUCAGAACUAUAACAAAGCACUACAGCAGUUGGAGAGAUACAAACCCUAUGAAGAAGCACUGUUGCAAGCAGAGGCACCCAGGCUGGCUGAAUAUCAAGCGUACAUCGAUUUUGAGAUGAAAAUUGGUGACCCUGCUCGCGUGCAGUUGAUCUUCGAGCGUGCCCUGGUCGAGAACUGCCUUGUCCCAGACCUGUGGAUCCGCUACAGUCAGUACCUAGAUCGGCAGCUGAAAGUAAAGGAUUUGGUUUUAUCUGUACAUAAUCGUGCUGUUAGAAACUGCCCGUGGACAGUUGCCCUAUGGAGUCGUUACCUCUUGGCCAUGGAAAGACAUGGAGUUGACCAUCGCGUGAUUUCUGUGACCUUUGAGAAAGCUUUGAGUGCUGGCUUCAUUCAGGCCACUGAUUAUGUGGAGAUUUGGCAGGCGUACCUUGAUUACCUGAGGAGAAGGGUUGAUUUCAAACAAGACUCCAGUAAAGAGCUGGAAGAGCUGAGGUCUGCAUUCAGUCGCGCCUUGGAGUAUCUGAAACAGGAGGUCGAGGAGCGUUUCAAUGAGAGCGGAGAUCCAAGCUGUAUGAUCAUGCAGAACUGGGCUAGGAUCGAGGCUCGACUGUGCAAUAAUAUGCAGAAAGCUCGGGAACUCUGGGACAGCAUCAUGACCAAAGGGAAUGCCAAGUAUGCCAACAUGUGGCUCGAGUAUUACAACCUGGAAAGGGCACACGGUGACACCCAGCACUGUAGAAAGGCCCUGCACCGGGCUGUCCAGUGCACCAGCGACUACCCGGAGCACGUCUGUGAAGUGUUGCUCACCAUGGAGAGGACAGAAGGUACCCUAGAAGAUUGGGAUAUAGCUGUUCAGAAAACCGAAACUCGAUUAGCUCGUGUUAAUGAGCAGAGAAUUAAGGCUGCGGAGAAGGAAGCAGCCCUCGCUCAGCAAGAAGAAGAAAAGGCCGAACAGCGGAAGAGAGCGCGGGCCGAGAAGAAAGCAUUGAAAAAGAAGAAAAAGACCCGAGGCGCAGACAAGCGCAAAGCAGAAGAGGACGAUGAGAAGGAGUGGGGCGAUGAUGAAGAAGAGCAGCCUUCCAAACGUAGAAAGGUGGAGAACAGCACUCCUCCAGCCGGGGAAGCACAGGACCUAGAGGCAGAAACAGGACUCUUUGGGAAGAGUGCGCCUGUAGACGUUGAUGCCCCCUCCAAGCAGAAGGAGAGGGCGGCCGCCCUCAAGAGGGAUGUGCCCAAGGUGCCCCACGACAGCAGCAAGGACAGCAUCACAGUCUUCGUCAGCAACCUGCCUUACAGCAUGGGCGAGCCAGAUGUGAAGCUCCGGCCGCUCUUUGAGGCCUGUGGGGAGGUGGCAGAUAUCCGCCCCAUCUUCAGCAACCGGGGCGAUUUCCGAGGCUACUGCUAUGUGGAGUUUAAAGAGGAGAAGUCGGCCCUGCAGGCGCUGCAGUUGGACCGGAAGACUGUAGAAGGGAGGCCGAUGUUUGUUUCCCCCUGUGUGGAUAAGAGCAAAAAUCCCGAUUUCAAGGUGUUUAGGUACAGCACUGCCCUGGAGAAACACAAGCUGUUUGUAUCAGGCCUGCCUUUUUCCUGCACUAAAGAAGAACUAGAAGAGAUCUGUAAGGCUCAUGGCACCGUGAAGGACAUCAGGCUGGUUACCAACCGGGCAGGCAAACCGAAGGGCCUGGCCUAUGUGGAGUAUGAAAAUGAGUCCCAGGCAUCACAGGCUGUACUGAAGAUGGAUGGCAUGACUAUCAAAGACAAUGUCAUCAAAGUGGCCAUCAGCAAUCCCCCUCAGAGGAAGGUUCCAGAGAAGCCAGAGGCAAGGAAAGCUCCAGGUGGCGCCAUGGUGCCUCGGCAGAUUUACGGAGCGCGGGGGAAGGGGAGAACCCAGCUCUCGCUGCUGCCUCGUGCCCUGCAGCGCCCGAGUGAGACAGCCGUCCAGGCAGAGAACGGCCCUGCCCCACCGCCGGUGGUCACCGCCUCAGCAGCCACCGAGGCACCCAAGAUGUCCAAUGCUGAUUUUGCCAAGUUGCUUCUGAGAAAGUGAACGUGACUCCUUAGAGGGGAAAUGCCUUACUGCACACUGGCCAGGAAGAGCACCCGGCCCCCAGCUAUACUCUGGGUAUGGAAGGGCCCGGGGCAGCACCCCUCCUACGCAUUUUCCUCGGGGUUAGAAAGGGAUGAGGGUGUCCAAGGAAAGAGGCUUGAAGCACUCCCUCAUAUUGAGGGCAAUAGGAGGAAAAUGAUCACUCCAUGGGUUGGGCCCAGUGUGUAGUUUCUUAAGCUAUUUUUGUGUCUUACAGAGUGAGAAACGGAAGUGAAACUCAAACACACCGUUUUGAGACCCACUUGUCCCAAUGUUUUCGGCCAUCUGACUCCCUUUUAUAAGACACUUCUCUUACAGCCUGCACAGCUCAUGUGCCCGUCACUCUUUUAAUUUUAAAAGACAAAAUGGCAGAUGCUAGUAAUUCACCAGAAUGGCCUAUUUUAGUAAAGGGGUGGUGGGGAUAGGGGAAAUCACAUAAAAAACAUUUGAUGGAUUUUUGUUCAAGGGGGGGCUGUGCGUUUUUAUAUUAUGUAUUUGUAAAUGACACAUCAAUCCAUUGUUUUAUGUUUCCUAAAAGCAAAAUAUUUGUGACCUUUGUUUUAUAUGGGAGUUCUGUGUGCCACCUGCUGUGGACCAUUUUCUUUGCCUAGUGAUUAGUGAACCGUGUUCUUUGUCUAAAUAUUGAGUUUCAGCCCUUUGGUUUUGUUUAAAUACCAUGUCAAGUACAAACUUAAAUUCUCCCCACUUAGCUUUGUUUAUUAAACUGAAGUUCUCUUCAAAACUUCUUGCUGAAUGGUAGUCAGAUGUGCAUUCAAACAUGGAUGUAUUUUGAAAAUGGGUGCACUUGUCUUACCUAACAGAUGUGUAAAUAGAACUUUUGUAAGUCAAAUCCUGUUGUCCCUUUGAUUUAAAUCAUUUCAGUUGU
This is a messenger RNA of Neomonachus schauinslandi (Hawaiian monk seal), 3821 nucleotides long. It is a transcript of the gene SART3, whose product is annotated as spliceosome associated factor 3, U4/U6 recycling protein. The transcript has 19 exons. The record is from RefSeq and is a predicted model, not a curated record. Gene Ontology annotation, cellular component: cytoplasm; ASAP complex; nucleoplasm. Gene Ontology annotation, biological process: mRNA splicing, via spliceosome. Gene Ontology annotation, molecular function: protein binding; RNA binding. Bases 2 to 2896 code for a protein of 964 amino acids. NCBI's taxonomy places the organism in Eukaryota, Metazoa, Chordata, Mammalia, Carnivora, Phocidae.